This is a messenger RNA of Corylus avellana, 1482 nucleotides long. RefSeq names its product cell division control 2 (gene CDC2). Gene Ontology annotation, biological process: regulation of gene expression; G1/S transition of mitotic cell cycle; regulation of G2/M transition of mitotic cell cycle. Gene Ontology annotation, molecular function: ATP binding; cyclin-dependent protein serine/threonine kinase activity; cyclin binding. NCBI's taxonomy places the organism in Eukaryota, Viridiplantae, Streptophyta, Magnoliopsida, Fagales, Betulaceae. Gene Ontology annotation, cellular component: nucleus; cytoplasm; cyclin-dependent protein kinase holoenzyme complex. The record is from RefSeq and is a predicted model, not a curated record.
CACAGGGGAAAGAAAAUAAAAAAGGAAAGCGGAGGCGAGCAGUGUCUUGGUCUUGGUCUUGGCCCAAGUCGCAGCGAAGUCGUAGUGUCACUGCGACGCUGGUGCUGGGCCGCUGGCUUCCAUCGCAAACCCUAAGGAGACCAUUCUUGACCAGAUCCGACCUCUCUCUCCCUCGGUACGUCGCCGCUCUCCCAAUCGCUGCUCUCGUCUGCGCGAAUCGCUUUAACUUGAGCAGAGAGGCUGUUUCACCUGGGCUGGAUGGACCAGUACGAGAAAGUUGAGAAGAUCGGGGAAGGAACCUAUGGUGUGGUCUAUAAGGCUCGUGACCGUACGACCAAUGAGACUAUAGCUUUAAAGAAGAUUCGCUUGGAGCAGGAAGAUGAGGGAGUACCAAGCACUGCAAUCCGAGAAAUCUCCCUCUUGAAAGAAAUGCAGCAUGUGAACAUUGUCAAGUUACAGGAUGUAGUGCACAGUGAGAAGCGCUUGUAUCUGGUUUUUGAGUACCUUGACUUGGAUCUGAAGAAGCACAUGGAUUCAUCUCCAGACUUCGCAAAGGAUCUACGUCAAGUGAAAAUGUUCCUUCAUCAAAUCCUCCGUGGCAUUGCUUAUUGCCAUUCCCAUAGAGUUCUUCAUCGAGAUCUAAAACCCCAAAAUUUGCUAUUAGAUCGCAGCGCCAAUAUACUAAAGCUUGCAGACUUUGGACUGGCCAGAGCAUUUGGUAUUCCUGUCAGGACAUUUACACAUGAGGUGGUGACCCUGUGGUACAGAGCUCCAGAAAUAUUGCUCGGAUCCCGCCAUUACUCAACCCCUGUUGAUGUUUGGUCAGUGGGUUGCAUAUUUGCCGAGAUGGUUAACCAACGGCCGCUAUUUCCUGGGGACUCUGAAAUUGAUGAACUGUUUAAGAUUUUCCAAAUCUUGGGCACUCCAAACGAGGAUACAUGGCCUGGAGUGACUUCUUUGCCUGAUUAUAAAUCUGCUUUUCCCAAAUGGCCUCCGAAGGAUUUGGCAGCUGUGGUUCCAAAUCUUGAUUCAGCUGGACUUGAUCUUCUUUCCAAAAUGCUUUGCUUGGACCCCAGCAGAAGAAUUACAGCCAGGGUUGCUCUUGAGCAUGAAUACUUCAAAGAUAUUGGAUUUGUGCCCUGAUUCUCAGUAACCAUUCUCGUGGCAGAGAAGUGUCUAUAUUAAUGUGUAGCGUUUCUAUUAUUGCUUUUGAUUGUGUGAGAAAUAUUUGUGCUUUCUUUUGUUUUGAUUUCUUCUUUUUUACAUUUUUCCUUGGAUUGAGUUUAGAUUACUGUAAUUUGGUUUUGGACGGAUAUAUUGGAAUCAACUAGAGUCUGCUUCAUCUCUUCUCCCUUCUCUCCAUGUCCGUAACUUAUAACUGGCAUUUUCUGUCCAAUUUGCUUGUAAUUGAUAGUCUCAUAAUAUUUGAGAGACAGCAAACUAUUUUUUCAUGUGCAAUGGUAAAGUUUGGUUUACCUUGUA